AGGAGCCAGCUAGUCUCAGUUCAAGACUCGAACUGCAAUCACGAUCAAGACAUGGGAGUUGAAUGUUUUGCAAAUGACAUCGAUCUGAUUUACCUACUGAGUGGGGCAGGGUCGUAUGAGGGCGCUGUUCUUUAUCGAGAACGGGAUCGACGGGCGUUACUUUGUGACGAUACUUGGACCAACCGAGAAGCAAGUGCAGUGUGUCGCAUGAUCGGAUAUGAAAGUGGAACUGCCGUCAGAGUGAUCGGUAUGAUACCAGAUACUUUCGAUGACGUCUUCCAGUGGGACUUCGUGUGUGCUGGCGAUGAGGAACGACUGGAAGAUUGUACGGUGACCAAGAGAGAGAACCCUACAACAUGUGCUCCUGGAAGCAUUGCUCAGGUCAGAUGCGGCCCAAAUGUGGAUGGAAACCUUCGGAUAACCGGAAGUGACUAUACUGAACAAGGACGGGUAGAGGUCUAUCAAGAUGGACAGUGGGUCCAUGUCUGGCUGCUUCCGACCGCCAACAAAGAUAAACGUUUCUAUGACAGACUUUGCAUUAUCCUGGGAUAUGAAGAGUCGGUUUACCAAUACUUUGGACUUGGACAGAUGCCUUUUGAAGCAGGAUCCGGUACCUUGGGACGUCUGUGCGAGUAUGUACUGUCAACCGGACGUAUCCACUGUCAAGAUCUUACAAAUCAGACAGGAGGCGGGGAGGAUUUACAAGUUGGUGUCGUUUGUAAGCCAAUUGAUAUAAUUGCAUACCAUCCCAUAAGACUAGCAGACAUGAAAACAGAUGAGGUCAAUAACCAAUCUGGUUAUGUAGAGAUGUAUCAUGAUGGUCAAUGGCGUGGUAUUUGUGAGAACAUUCUUCAUUCUCAUCUUGUAUGUUCUGAGCUUGGUCAUAUGAACCUCUCCCAGGCUGCUGCCAUUGAUACACCGGUGAUUGCUGACGGAAGUCCAGAGCUCUCCUCAGUCUGGUUCAGUUUUACAGAAACAACUUUUUGUAACACACUCUAUGGAUGUCGUCACAGCGCUUGGGGAGACCCCCUCGGUGAUUGUAACAAGCUGGCGGUUCAAUGUGUCGAAGUGGAAGGGAGAGCUUCGUCUUUGGAGAGUCUUACUCUUUCUGUCAUCCUCCUCGUGGUCGCAAUUGCAGUCGAGCUCGGCUUCAUUCACGUGUAAAAGUUCAGACGUUACGCAUUUGACGCCAUAAUCUAAUAGCGCACUCACUGAGAGGCUAUAGGAGUACGCGUAAACGGAGUUGUCAGAGAUACGCCAGUGCAGAUCACCAAACACACGCAAGGCAAAGGACCUGACCGCUAUGAUGGCGCAGAGAUGUCAAUGCAUAAUGUCUAGUUCAUCUAAGUAUUUCGGAUUUUACUUUCACGUGCCUCUUAGACAAGUUUAAAGGAGGAUUGUAACUAAUUAAAAACUUCAUAAAAAAACAUAUAUAAUCACAAUAUAGGGGUAGGGGCGGGUUUACGUCUUUAUAACGUCUUAGGAGU
Messenger RNA from Lytechinus variegatus (green sea urchin), 1487 nucleotides. RefSeq names its product scavenger receptor cysteine-rich domain superfamily protein-like. Gene Ontology annotation, cellular component: membrane. The transcript is spliced from 6 exons. Bases 52 to 1164 code for a protein of 370 amino acids. The record is from RefSeq and is a predicted model, not a curated record. NCBI's taxonomy places the organism in Eukaryota, Metazoa, Echinodermata, Echinoidea, Temnopleuroida, Toxopneustidae.